Molecule: messenger RNA, 663 nt
Organism: Schistosoma rodhaini
Lineage: Eukaryota; Metazoa; Platyhelminthes; Trematoda; Strigeidida; Schistosomatidae
Source: the annotation of a GenBank genome assembly
AUGUUAAGAUUUACGCGAAAUAUACAUCUUAAUUUAUUAUUUUCUCCAGAUUUCAUUCAACGAAAUUUCAAUUUUGUAAACCGGAAGGAUUUGUUAAAUAUUGUUUUCAGUACAAUACUUACUACCCUAAGAUGUUUUCAACUCGGUUUAAGACGUGGUUGUCUGAAAGGAUUCUCCGUUGUUGAAGACGAAUAUUUUCAAGCUGCAGUUCCAAACCACCUUUUUGAUGCUAGCAAUUUGGUUUCAAACGAACUUACGCUGAUAUCAAAUAUUGUUAAAAGUGAUAUUUCAAAGUCUUCAUACUAUCAUGGAAGUUCGGAGUUAUACCAGUUAUUGGAUUUAUUGAUCAGAAGUUUUGAAAACAUCGUUAGUAAACACGAUGACUUAAUUAAAUAUCUAGUUACAAUAGAUAAAGAAGAGUCUUAUUUACCUAUUUCACUUACGUCCCACAAAAAGGCAGUUGAAACGAUUAUGUCAUUGGACUUCUGUUUAACUAGUCAGUCUUCAGCUAACAGCACGUUCGAUUCCCGAAAAAGACUUAUGGAGUUAGUCUUGGAUUCGAAAAAUAACAUUGAGAAGUUAACAAGUUUCAAUCAGAAUUUGUCUUUACUAGCCUGUCAGCUUAAUGAAGCUAGUAGUUUAUUAAAUGGUGAAAUGGAUUAA